This is a messenger RNA of Conger conger (European conger), 5244 nucleotides long. RefSeq names its product mucin-5AC-like. NCBI's taxonomy places the organism in Eukaryota, Metazoa, Chordata, Actinopteri, Anguilliformes, Congridae. The record is from RefSeq and is a predicted model, not a curated record. Bases 143 to 4615 code for a protein of 1490 amino acids. The transcript has 7 exons.
ACCUCCAAUUACCACAACUACAGGCUCAACAACCUCUGUCCCAAUAACUACCACAGAUGAGGCUCCAACGACUUCUGUGCCUUCAACGAUCACUACAAAUAUACCAAAAAGUACCACAAAUGAGGCUUCAACAAUAACUUCUAUGCCUACAACUGCUACAUCAUUUGUACCAACCACAACUGAGCAUUCUGCAACAGCAUCUGUCCCAAUAACAACCCCAAUCAAUCCAUCGACAACUUCGGUCCCUAUAUCUACCACAACUGAUGUCUCAAGUGCUGCUUCUUUAAGUAUAACAACUGAAGGUUCAACAACUUUUAUCCCAACCUUUACAACAGCUAAAGGUUCAACAACUGCUGCCUCUGUGACUACCACAGAAACUGCACCUUUUACAACUAUAACUGAAGCUUCUUCAACCACAUCUUUACCUCCAACUACCACAACUACAGGUUCAACAACUUCUGUCCCAAUAGCUUCCACAAAUGAAGCUUCAACAAUAACGUCUUUGCCAACAACUGCUAAAUCAUCUGUGCCAACCACAACUGAGCAUUCUUCAACAGCAUCUGUCUCAAAAACAACCACAAUCAAGUCAUCAACAACUUCCGUCCAUAUAUCUACUACAACUGAUGUCUCAAGUGCUGCCUCUUUAAGUAUAACAACUGAAGGUUCAACAACUUUUAUCCCAACCUUUACAACAGCUGAAGGUUCAACAACUGCUACCUCUAUAACUACCACAGAAACUGCACCUAUUACAACUAUAACUGAAGCUUCUUCAACUACAUCUUUACCUCCAACUACCACAACUACAGGUUCAACAACUUCUGUCCCAAUAACUACCACAAAUGAGGCUCCAACGACUUCUGUGCCUUCAACGAUCACUACAAAUAUACCAAAAAGUACCACAAAUGAGGCUUCAACCAUAACUUCUAUGCCUACAACUGCUACAUCAUUUGUACCUACCACAACUGAACACUCUUCAACAGCAUCUGUCUCAAUAACAACCACAAUCAAACCAUCAACAAUGUUAGUCCCUAUAUCUACCACAACUGAUGUCUCCAGUUCUCCACCUUUAAGUACCAGAACUGAAGGUUCAACAACUUUUAUCCCAACCUUUACAACAGCUGAAGGUUCGACAACUGCUGCCUCUAUAACUACCACACAAACUACACCUAUUACAACUAUAACUGAAGCUUCUUCAACCACAUCUUUACCUCCAACUACCACAACUACAGGCUCAACAACUUCUGUCCCAAUAACUACCACAAAUGAGGCUCCAACGACUUCUGUGCCUUCAACGAUCACUACAAAUAUACCAAAAGGUACCACAAAUGAGGCUUCAACAAUAACUUCUGUGCCUACAACUGCUACAUCAUUUGUACCCACCACAACUAAGCCUUCUUCAACAGCAUCUGUCCUAAUAACAACCCCAAUCAAGCCGUCAACAAUGUUAGUUCCUAUGUCUACCACAACUGAUGUCUCAAGUACUGCCCCAUCAAGUUCCACAGCUGAAGGUUCAACAGCUUCUGUGCCUAUAACUACCACAGAAGCUGUGCCUAUUAUAACCAUAACUGAAGCUUCUUCAACCACAUCUUUACCUCCAACUACCACAACUACAGGUUCAACAACUUCUGUCCCAAUAACUUCCACAAAUGAAGCUUCAACAAUAACUUCUUUGCCAACAACUGCUAAAUCAUCUGUGCCAACCACAACUGAGCAUUCUUCAACAGCAUCUGUCUCAAAAACAACCACAAUCAAGUCAUCAACAACUUCCGUCCAUAUAUCUACUACAACUGAUGUCUCAAGUGCUGCCUCUUUAAGUAUAACAACUGAAGGUUCAACAACUUUUAUCCCAACCUUUACAACAGCUGAAGGUUCAACAACUGCUACCUCUAUAACUACCACAGAAACUGCACCUAUUACAACUAUAACUGAAGCUUCUUCAACUACAUCUUUACCUCCAACUACCACAACUACAGGUUCAACAACUUCUGUCCCAAUAACUACCACAAAUGAGGCUCCAACGACUUCUGUGCCUUUAACGAUCACUACAAAUAUACCAAAAAGUACCACAAAUGAGGCUUCAACAAUAACUUCUAUGCCUACAACUGCUACAUCAUUUGUACCUACCACAACUGAACACUCUUCAACAGCAUCUGUCUCAAUAACAACCACAAUCAAACCAUCAACAAUGUUAGUCCCUAUAUCUACCACAACUGAUGUCUCCAGUUCUCCACCUUUAAGUACCAGAACUGAAGGUUCAACAACUUUUAUCCCAACCAUUACAACAGCUGAAGGUUCAACAACUGCUGCCUCUAUAACUACCACACAAACUGCACCAAUUACAACUAUAACUGAAGCUUCUUCAACCACAUCUUUACCUCCAACUACCACAACUACAGGCUCAACAACUUCUGUCCCAAUAACUACCACAAAUGAGGCUCCAACGACUUCUGUCAUUUCAAUGAUAACAACAAUUUUACUAAAACCUACUAGAAAUGAGGCUUCAACAAUAGUUUCUGUCCCUACAACUACGAAAACAUCUUUACCUACCACAAAUGAGCAUUCUUCAACAACAUCUGUCCCACAAACAUUCACAAUUAAGCCAACAACAACAACAACUUUAGUCCCUAUAUCUACCCCAAGUACCAGUACACAGUUAGAUGUAAUAACUUCUUCUAUUAAAACCUCAACACCUGAGACUUCAACAACAGCUUCUGUCCCAACAGCUAUCAUAACUGAUGCAUCAACAACAAAAAUAGUACCUGUAAGUGCCACAACUGAGGCUUCAUCAACAACCACUUCUGUUCUUAUUCUUACCACAAUGGAGGCUUCAGAAACAACAUCCAUCCCAACAUCUACGAUUCCUGAAGUCUCAACAUCCACAAAAAAUGUAGAUACAGAAAGUUCCUUCCUUACAGCUACAAUUCAGGCCCCAGCAAUGACUUCUGUCCCUGCAAUUCCCACAACUGAGGCUUCAACAAAUUCUUUCCAUACUACAAAUGAAAUUUCAACAGCACAUUCUGGGCCUACAAGUACCAUGACCAAGGCUUCUACAAAUUCCAUUCAUAUAAUUACCACACCAGCUAUGCCUACAACUACCACAGCACAGUUAACUACUCAUCCUACAACAACAGCUGGUGAAACUUUAUUAAAAACAUCCACAGCUCUUGCACCAAUCCCAACUGAAGAUUCUACCCCCACAUCUGAUGGCCAGUCCAUUGUUUUGACUUCACCGGCAGUUACUGUUCCUGGAACACCAUCUUUUUCAACAAUUCCCAUAAUAGAAGAUCCUACUACAAUAGCCGUUACUUCAGCUGCAGCUCGUUUUACAACAGCAUCCCCUAUUAGAACUAUUAAAGCGACAGUUCCAAUAAUAUCUUCUCCAUCUCCAACCACUACAACAUUAGGUGCCACUAGAGCCAUCUCACCAGCAGCCCCCUCUACUAGUACCAUACCCCCAGUGACACCUGCCAUCACUGCAGAUACAACUGGACCUUCAGUAGCACCUACAACUGCACUAAUCAGAACUGCAGGUCCCAUUACAGCAAUCGCAAUGGUAGCCUCCUCGACAACUACUAUAACUCCACCACCUAAGAAGGCCACUACUAAAACUCUCAUGACAACAGCUCCAACAUUAUCUCCCACAAUAGCAAGAACAACCUCAAUUUUCCAAACAACCACCAUGAAAACAAAUCCCCCACCUCCACCUCCGCUCCCAGUUCCAAUAUUUUUUCUUCAAGUGACUUUGGUACUUCCAUUUGUGCCUGCACUGGAAAACAACCAGUCACCAGAAUUUCAAGUUUUAGCAGCAACAGUUGUUGCAGUGUGUGAUGCCAUUUACAGAACACGAUAUGGGAUUCUUUUCAUCAGAACUGUUGUCAUAGCAUUCAGGCCUCUUGGGGUCAGAAUGGAAGGGAUAGAUGCGGAAGUGGAGCUUAUUUUCAGUGAGAACAGUACUGAACCACUGCCCAGCAGUAAUGAUGUGGCGACAACAUUGAAAGAAGAAGUGACCAACCCAAAUUCAACCAUGCUCAAUGAAUUCAAUAUUACUAUAGUCGCCGAUUCCAUCAAGGUUACAAGUGUGGCCAGUGCUCCUACAACACCCGCGACGAAACUGACAACAAAAGCCAGCACCACAGCUACCAUCACAUCCUCCAGCACCAAACCUGUGACUGCAGCACCCACCUCAGCCAGCACUGCCACCCCAAUUGCAACUGUCCAGCUAGAGUUUACUUCAAGAGAAACAUUUGUGUCCGAUCUCUUAAAUCAAAGUUCAGAAGCUUUUCAAGCCAGAUCAAAACUCACCAAGGAACAGAUUGAACCAGUAUAUACAAGUGCCUUCACAUCCUUCAUUUUCGCAAUAGUAAAAAGUUUCAGUGAAGGAUCAAUCAUCACACAGGCAGAUCUGGUCUUCAACUCUACAGAGUCAUUGCCCAGCAAUGAACAAAUUGUCAGCACUUUGAAAAAUGCCAUCACCAAUUCACAAAUCUCAUUUGACAUUGACCCCAGUUCCAUCGUAAUCGCAUCUGCAGCCUCCAGUGGAGUCUCCCAUUUGACCAGUCUGCUCACAGCCUGCUGUCUGGCCAUGGUCUCAGUGCUGCUCUCCUACUGCUGGUAGACUCAACUGUAGCGUACUCACUGAACAUCAUCACCGGACCUCGCCAUGAAUAACUGCAGACUCAUGAGUGACAGCAGACUAAUUUCCCCAAUAACUGUAACCAGAUGAAAUGCUUCUAGCAUCAGACCUCUGUACCCAUCUCUAUUUACAUCCUUAUGUAACUAAGAUAUUUUUCAUUAAUUAUAUGAUGCAUACAGGUUUAUGCAACAUUAUAUGUAAUUGUAUGUUAAAUACUGACUGAAGUGAGAGCAUAAAUAUCUAAUUAAUUACCCAGUAAACCAGCUCCCACAACUAGAAUUUGCAGAAUAGGAAAAGCUGAUGAAGCAUCAAAUGUACCACACAGCGAACGUAUGUACUGUACAUGGGUUACUUAUCUAUGAAUCAACCUUUGAUAUGCAUGGACAAUUACAUUAUUCUUUAAGAUGGCUUUGAAGGGCAUAUAUUUAUUCUAUUUAUUUCUUUGCUUUAUUUUCAUGAAACCAACCACAGGAGCCAUAGUCCAGAAAUAAUAUGUAUUAAGCACUUUCAAUAAUCUUGUAUUUUCUGUUUAUGUAAUUUAUUUUCCUGAAGUAUUUUUGAACUAAAUCAUUUUCAGAUCUUCUACUAAUAAAUUAUGUGCUACAACUGAA